AUGGUUUCCUCACGCUUUCUGACGCUGGCCCUCAGCACAUCGGCAUCUGUCGUGGCAGCUUUGACGACACCAGCACGGAGUGAGACCGCAUCUGCUCAAUGCACCAAGGCCCUACCACAGGGGCGUGCACCUGGGAACGAGUACACAAUUCCUUACACCGACAAAGACGGCCGAUCUCGAGACUAUCUCCUAUUCUUGCCACCGAAGUACUCUACAAAGUCCAAUAACCCGAUCAUAUUCUCCUACCAUGGUGGGACUAGAACACCAGAGUCUCAGCGAGAUCUUGACCGUCUGGAAACGCCAUACUUCAAUACGGAUCACAUCGUCGUUUAUCUACGCGGAUACCAGGAACGAUGGGAAGGUACUCCUAAUAUCACCAAGAGAAACGACAUUGAGUACACCAGCAAUGUCUUGGACGACCUCGAGAAAACCUAUUGCAUCGAUACAAACCGCGUUUUCAUGACUGGCAAAUCCAACGGCGGCGGCUUUGUCAACUAUGCUGCCUGCCACAAAGAACUCUCAACGCGCUUCGCUGCUUUUGCCCCCGUCUCUGGCUCUUAUUACAUCGAGGGCGCAGAGGGUUGCAAUCCCAAGACCGUCGAUAUUCCGUGCAACCCCGGAAGGUCCAACAUACCUCUCAUUGAGUUUCAUGGUGGAAUCGAUGGAACUAUUCCCUACGAAGGCAAUCCUAGCCGCCGUGGCGCUUGCUUGCCUGAUGUCUUUCACUGGGUAACCGAAUGGGCUCUUCGUGAUGGUCUUGCCGAGAAGGCAUGCGAGAAGAAUAUCACCUCUCAUGCACAGAUGUAUCGCUGGGGAUCAGGUGACAAAAAGGGUCUCGUCACUCACGUCUAUGAGCAUGAUGUUGAUCAUAGUUGGCCCUACACUGGGGCGAAUGCGGACAACAAGGAGCACGGAGAUGGUCCGGCAUCCUACAAUGCAUCUUCGUAUAUCAUGGACUUCUUCAGCAAACAUACCCUGGCUUGA
Molecule: messenger RNA, 984 nt
Organism: Colletotrichum abscissum
Lineage: Eukaryota; Fungi; Ascomycota; Sordariomycetes; Glomerellales; Glomerellaceae
Exons: 2
Coding region: 1-984 (327 amino acids)
Molecular function (GO): feruloyl esterase activity
Source: RefSeq, a predicted model, not a curated record